AUGGUAUUCACUGAUGUGUACAAACGAGGAGAUGACUUUCUAGCUGAGUACCCUAGAAGAAGUCCGUUUUGGCGAUUUUUAUCAUUCAGCACUAAUAUAUUGGUACUUUGUGUAUCUAAAAUGAUAUUAAAAACGUUUUAUAACGUCAAGUUGAACGAUUUUGAUCAUUUAGAAAAUGCUAUGAAGAGAGCGAAAGAUGAAAAUAGAGGAAUCAUCACUAUAAUGAAUCACAUGUCAACGUUAGACGACCCUUUACUAUGGGCUUGUUUCCCCAUGAAAACUUACUCAAAUUUAUCAAACAUGAGAUGGUGUCUCGGUGCAAAUAAUAUUUGUUUUGCUAAUAAAGCAUUGUCAACUUUUUUCUCCCUGGGUCAGGUACUCUCCACUGAACGGUUUGGUGUCGGACCAUUUCAAGGUUCAAUCGAUGCUGCAAUUAGAUUAUUAUCUCCCGAUGAUACCAUCUCCAAAUUGUUUCAAGAUGAAAAUUAUAAUCCCCCGAUAAUACGUAACAAACCAUCAUGGGUUCAUAUCUAUCCUGAAGGCUUCGUCCUACAAUUACAUCCACCCUAUGCAAAUUCAAUGAGAUAUUUCAAAUGGGGCAUGACAAGAAUGAUUCUUGAACCAACUAAACCACCAAUUGUCGUACCAAUUUUCACCACAGGAUUCGAAAAAUUAGCUCCAGAAGAUAAGGAAGAUCAGUCUCUUUUAAAAAAUCUUUAUAAUGCAAUCGGUACAGAAAUCAAUAUUACCGUUGGUAAACCAAUAGAUGAUGAAGUUAUAGACUCUUAUAGAAGUAAAUGGAUGGAUUUAAUAAUUGCAACUCAUGCAGAACAAGAAACUGACUUAACUGACGAACUGAAAAAUGGUACCGAGGCUAAGCUGUUAAGAAGUCGAUUGGCUUCUGAAUUGAGAUUGCAUGUCGCAAAUAUCCGUCAUCAUAAAAGAUUUUUACCCAUGGAAGACCUCAGGUUCGGUAGACCCGAGUGGUGGAAAAUUUUUACAAAGACUGAAGGCAGCUCUGAUCCUGACGUUGAAUUCAUUGGAGAAAAUUGGGCCAUUAGAAGGCUACAAAAAUUUUUAAAUGAAAAUCAACUCAAGAUUAAUAAUAGUGAUGAUGACGAUAUUGUUAAUAGCGAUGGUACGACUGAAAGUGACGGUAGUACCUACGUAACUGACUCUGACGAUAAAAAGAAUAAUUAA
This is a messenger RNA of Kazachstania africana CBS 2517, 1200 nucleotides long. RefSeq names its product lysophosphatidylcholine acyltransferase (gene TAZ1). The transcript has a single exon. Gene Ontology annotation, biological process: cardiolipin acyl-chain remodeling; inner mitochondrial membrane organization. The record is from RefSeq and is a predicted model, not a curated record. NCBI's taxonomy places the organism in Eukaryota, Fungi, Ascomycota, Saccharomycetes, Saccharomycetales, Saccharomycetaceae. Gene Ontology annotation, molecular function: 1-acylglycerophosphocholine O-acyltransferase activity. Bases 1 to 1200 code for a protein of 399 amino acids. Gene Ontology annotation, cellular component: mitochondrial membrane.